Emiliania huxleyi CCMP1516 is the source of this 1044-nucleotide messenger RNA. RefSeq lists its product as hypothetical. The record is from RefSeq and is a predicted model, not a curated record. Gene Ontology annotation, molecular function: RNA binding; pseudouridine synthase activity. The coding region runs from base 1 to 1044 and encodes 347 amino acids. Gene Ontology annotation, biological process: pseudouridine synthesis. The transcript has 2 exons. NCBI's taxonomy places the organism in Eukaryota, Haptophyta, Isochrysidales, Noelaerhabdaceae.
AUGCCAUCCUCCGCUGCGCCGUCGGCGGACGAGACACGACACGCUGCUGCGAGAGACUCUCUGCCGAGCCGGACAGAAGACGGACACGCCACAGGAGGGGCGGAGGAUCCGCACAGACCGCCGCCACACGCUCUGCCGAGCCGGCUCGACGACGAAGCUCGAGGCGCCUCGGCGACUCUGCCGCGGCGGCUAGACGCCGCACUGGUCAAGCUCUGCCCAGGCCGGAGGAGGCAGGAGCUGCGCGCCGCCAUCGGGGAAGGUCGCGUCUCUGUCGAUGGCAUCAGCGACGGCCUCUUGCCGACAACCACGGUGCGCCCGUUCUGCCGGAUAGCAUUGGACGGUAUUAUCGUGCACGAGCGACGGGCGUACUACGUCCUGCUGAACAAGCCCGCCGGAGUGGUGUCGGCUACGAGAGACGCGGCUGCGGUGUGCGCGGUGGACAUCCUGGCGCGAAGUGGACAGCCAACGGACUCCUCAACGCAGGCGGCGGACCUCGUGGCCUGGCGCGGCGAGCUGUGCAUUGCGGGGCGGCUGGAUCGCUGGACGACGGGGCUGCUCCUGCUGACAAACGACGGCCGCUUCGCAAGGAGGGUGACGGAUGGCGGCGGGUCAGUGGAGAAGGAGUAUCGCGUGGCCACUCGUCUUCCGAUCGACGACCUGGGCGCAGCGCGGCCGUCAUGCGCAGCGGUGGCCGCCUUUGCUGGCGGGCUCUACCUGCCGGACAACCAAAGGACUUGUCGGCCGGCGAAGCUGUCGCAGGUGGCGGGCGUGGCGGGCGAGGGCGCGGACCGCACGUACCUCGUCACUCUGUGCGAGGGGAAGCGGCACCAGGUCAAGUGCAUGGUCAACGCCGUCAGCGGCGGCGGGAACCGCGUCGUGGCGCUGCACCGCUCGAGGGUCGGCGGGCUAGUGCUCGACGAGGCGGCGCUGCCGGCCGGCGCUUGGAGGCUACUGACGGAGGAGGAGGUGAGGCGCCUCGACGGCGCACCCACCGCAGCGCCAGCGGAGGAGCGGAGGGAAGGGACGGCGGCUGGGGCCGCGUGA